AUGAAGCUUCGGGCCAAGGACACGACUGUUCAAGAGAGUGCUGUCAGAAUCACAAGAAAUGCUCCCCGAAGGCGCAAAUGGGAACCCGACGAAGAAAUAGCCGGAAUUGAAACUGCUCCACCUGCAUUGAAGAGGACCAAGAUACAAGAAAACGCUGUCACCGAGACAACGCUGCACAUCGUGAAAGAAGACUUAGAGCUUGAGGGUAUACAUGCGACCGUGAACGGUGGCAGCAAGAAGCAGACACAGAAGAGCAAGCAAGUGGGCAGAAAACAAGUCGUUACUGCAACGGUGCACGACGUUGGAGCACAGGAUACCAAACAAGAAGCAGAGGAGGAAGUCUUGAAUUAUAACAACGACAGGACACCCACCGAGAGCCGGAAAGCGAAGCAACCCUCGACGAAAGUCAGACGAACCAAGAAGGAGCAGACUGACGCCGGAGAAGAGGAAGAGAGAGAAGUAGAUGGCGAUAGCCCUAAAAAGCGCAAGCGCAAGGCCAAAGACAUCGCAAAGAUCAAGGAAGUCAAAGAGCAGGACACAGACAUUGAAGACGAAGCAAAAGUCCUCAACGGCGACACCCCGCAAAAACCCAAGCGCAAGCGUAAAACCAAAGAAGAGAAAGAAGCCGAAGCCAUGCCCCUCGCGGCCCGAACAGCCGGCCUACGCAUGUACAUUGGCGCCCACGUCUCCAUUGCCAAAGGCCUUCAGAAUUCCGUCACAAACUGCCAGCAUGUGGGCGGCAAUGCCUUCGCUCUGUUCUUAAAGUCUCAACGAAAAUGGGAAAACCCACCCCUGACCGACGAAAGCACUGAAGCCUUUCGCUCGCACUGUCAAACCUACAAAUACGAUGCCUCCUCGCACAUCCUGCCGCACGGCUCCUACCUCGUCAACCUCGCGCAAGAAGACCCAGAAAGAGCCGCCCAAGCCUACUCGGCAUUCAUCGACGACCUGCACCGCUGUGAAAGGCUCGGCAUCAAACUCUACAAUUUCCACCCCGGGGCAUCCAGCUCCUCUCCGCUCCCCGACGCCAUAAAAAGAAUCGCCAACCAGCUUAACACCGCCCUCGCCUCUACCAAGACUGUAAUACCACUCCUAGAAAACAUGGCUGGCUCUGGCACGGUGAUUGGGUCACGUUUCUCCGACCUCCGCGAUAUCAUAUCACACAUCAAACCGGAGUUCAAAUCGCGGAUUGGUGUGUGUAUCGAUACGUGCCAUGCCUUCGCAGCCGGUCAUGACCUCCGCAGCCCGGAGUCGUUUAAACAAGUUCUGAAGGACUUUGACGAAGUGGUCGGGAUUCAAUACCUCAAAGCUCUUCACCUCAACGAUUCCAAAGCCCCGCUGGGCAGUAAGAAGGAUCUGCACCAGAACAUCGGGCUCGGCUUCCUGGGCUUAAGGGCAUUCCAUAACGUGAUGAACGAGCCGCGGUUCGAGAAUCUGCCGUUGAUCCUGGAGACGCCGUGUGAGAAGCCGGAUCCAGAUGAUCCUACGGGGAAGAAGACGGUGGAAGAUAAGGGGAUCUGGGCUAGGGAGAUUAAGUUGUUGGAGGGGUUGAUUGGGAUGGAUCUUGAUGGAGAAGAGUUCGGGAGGUUGGAAAAGGAGUUGAGUGAGAAGGGGAGGGAGGAGAGGGAGAAGAUGCUGAAGAGUAUCGAGGCGAGGGAGGAGAAGGCAAGGAAGAAAUUGGAGAAGGGGCAGAAGACUCUGGUGGAUAUGAUGACUGGCGUUGGGAAGGGGAGGGGCCAGGGGAAGGCCAAGAGAAAGAGGGAGAAGGAGAAGGUAGAGCAUGAGAGUAGUGGAGAGGAGAGUGAAGCUGAUCUUGACUGA
This is a messenger RNA of Endocarpon pusillum Z07020, 1821 nucleotides long. RefSeq lists its product as uncharacterized. NCBI's taxonomy places the organism in Eukaryota, Fungi, Ascomycota, Eurotiomycetes, Verrucariales, Verrucariaceae. Gene Ontology annotation, cellular component: nucleus; mitochondrion. Gene Ontology annotation, molecular function: DNA-(apurinic or apyrimidinic site) endonuclease activity; phosphoric diester hydrolase activity; zinc ion binding. Gene Ontology annotation, biological process: base-excision repair. Bases 1 to 1821 code for a protein of 606 amino acids. The transcript has a single exon. The record is from RefSeq and is a predicted model, not a curated record.